CAAAAUAGCUACACCAUGGCCUGCGUAGCACGGAACGGAGCCGAUGCGUCACUUGGAAUCCACUCAGCCUAGCAACUAACUAUUUUUUGUUAUCAUUUUCUGCCUUUCUUAAGUUCUUUCUUUUGGCCGUGGCUACUUUGGCCAGGCCGUUCCACUCGACGGGGAGGCCCAAGUCCCAAGUUGGUGCGGCGCUUAUGCCCCAAGUAAACUGCAAGUCCCAAACUGGACCCGAGUAUACCUGGAGCAUAGAAGCUUACAGCAUGUCCCCGGUAUAUCUCGCAUUGAACCUGACACGCUAGACUGGAAACUCGCCAGCACUCGCAUGCGCAAGCAUUAUCGUCUUAUCCAUCAUCAUCAUGGCUGUCAAGGACAUCCCCGAGACCCACAUCAAGCUCACGCCGUUUGACCACUGCGUCCCGCGCGCCUACUACUAUGGCUGCGUCUACCUACCCCUGAAGACGGGCGUCUCGUAUGGCAGGGCCUUCGACCUCUUCCACGAGGGCCUGCGCCAGCUCUUCGUCCAGAUUCCGUGGCUCAACGGCGACGUGCACCUGCAGCAGCCCACGACGGCGGGCUGGCGGCCGGGCCAGCUCGAGAUCCGCUACCGACCGCUCACCCCGACCGACCCCCUGCCGCCGCAGCUCAGGUACAAUGAACUCGACACGGACCUCGACUUCGCCUCGUUGCGGGAGCUCGGGUUUGCGCCCGACGCGUUCCGCGACGACGACAUCAUGCCGCCGACGGGCUUCUUCGCCGACCCCAAGGUAGCGUCGGGGCCCGUGUUCGCUGCGCAGGCCAACUUCGUCGAGGGCGGGUGCCUGCUCGUCAGCGCGCUGCACCACUCGGCCAGCGACACGGUCGGCUACUACCACAUUGUGCGCAUGUGGGCCGCCCAGUGCGCCGCGCUGCAGGAGGGCGGCGGCCCGCCCGAGGCCUUUGCUGCCGGCAGCGACAGCCACGCGCUCCUGCACGAGAUCUGGACCCGCGAGACGCCCGGGCUGGCCGCCGAGGACGUCAAUCCCGAGACGUGGCGCCUGGUCGGCCUGGACCCCAAGGACAUGCGCGUGCUCAAGCAGGGCGAGGCGCCGCCCAACGAGGACGGAGGGUCCGUGUGGGCUACCGAGACGGGCGCGACUGGCCCGCCCAAGCUGCCGGGCGGACGCAAGCUCAAGACGGCCGUCUUCUACCUGCCGACGGCGCGCCUGGCCGCGCUGUGCAAGGCGGUGGCGGAUGAGCUGGGAGACUCCAGCAGCGUGGGGACCAACGACGCCGUGUGCGCGCUGAUCUGGCGGUGCUUCAUCCGGGCGCGCGUGGCCACGCGGCGGGCGCGCGGCUUCAGCUCUCCCGAGGACGACUCGGAGUCGGCCAUCACCAAGCUGAACCUCAUCUACGACGGGCGCGCCACGUAUUCGUCAGCCCUGCCGCCGACGUACCUGGGCAACAUCACCUUCAACAUCUUCUCCGAGAUGCCGCUGAGCCAGCUGGUCGGGCCCGAGAGCUCGCUGGGGCCCAUCACGCUGCUGCUGCGCAAGAACGCGGGCCACGGCGACCAGGAGAACCUGCUCAACCUGUACAACCUGCUCGACCACAUGCCCAGCUACGACGAGCUGAUCAAGAAGAAGCGCCGGCGCAUGCCCAUGAUCGACGGCAACAACAUGCAGGUGUCGUCGCUGAUGCACAUCCCGCUCGACGCCGUGUGCUUCGGCGACGGCGCCGUCCUGGGCAACAAGGGCUGCCCCGAGGCCUCGCGCCUGCUGAUGGACGCCUCCAACAGCUUCACCCGCACUUGCCUGGUGCUGCCGCGCAACAAGAACGCCGGCGUCGAGGUCCUGGUCGGCCUCUACGACGAGGAGCUGGACUCGCUGAUGGCGGACGAGGAUUUUACGCGUUAUGCGCUGUGCUUGUGCCGGCCCGAGUAGCGGGUUCUCGUCGGCAUAGACUCUACGAAUUGCUCAUUUAUUUGUUUUUCUGUCUUUGAAGAGCCAAGUGCCGCAGUGCCCAACACACACACACUAGGUAGAUAUACUA
Lasiosphaeria miniovina is the source of this 2028-nucleotide messenger RNA. RefSeq lists its product as uncharacterized. Gene Ontology annotation, molecular function: acyltransferase activity, transferring groups other than amino-acyl groups. Lineage: Eukaryota; Fungi; Ascomycota; Sordariomycetes; Sordariales; Lasiosphaeriaceae. The transcript has a single exon. The coding region runs from base 357 to 1919 and encodes 520 amino acids. The record is from RefSeq and is a predicted model, not a curated record.